Lodderomyces orthopsilosis Co 90-125 is the source of this 2073-nucleotide messenger RNA. RefSeq names its product dynamin-like GTPase (gene VPS1). Gene Ontology annotation, cellular component: cytoplasm; microtubule; membrane. Bases 1 to 2073 code for a protein of 690 amino acids. Gene Ontology annotation, molecular function: microtubule binding; GTPase activity; GTP binding. The record is from RefSeq and is a predicted model, not a curated record. The transcript has a single exon. Lineage: Eukaryota; Fungi; Ascomycota; Pichiomycetes; Serinales; Debaryomycetaceae. Gene Ontology annotation, biological process: peroxisome organization.
AUGGAUGAACAUUUGAUUGCAACUAUCAACAAGUUACAGGAUGCAUUAGCCCCUCUUGGUGGAGGCUCAUCAUCUCCAGUUGAUUUACCACAAAUCACUGUUGUUGGAUCUCAAUCUUCAGGUAAAUCGUCAGUUUUGGAAAAUAUUGUUGGUCGUGAUUUCUUACCCAGAGGUACUGGUAUUGUUACUAGAAGACCGUUGGUUUUACAAUUGAUAAAUAGAAGACCAUCUCAAAACAAGGAUAAAAAGGAUUUGGUUGACAUAAAUUCUACUGAAGAUGGUGGACAAACUGAAAAUAAUGCUGAUGAAUGGGGGGAAUUUUUACAUUUACCUGGUAAGAAGUUUUAUAAUUUUGAAGAUAUUAGAAAUGAAAUUGUUCGUGAAACUGAUGCCAAGACUGGGAAAAACUUGGGUAUUUCUCCCGUACCUAUUAAUUUGAGAAUUUAUUCACCACAUGUAUUGACUUUAACGUUGGUUGAUUUACCUGGUUUAACUAAAGUCCCCGUUGGUGAUCAACCAAAGGAUAUCGAAAGACAAAUUAGAGAUAUGAUCAUGAAGUUUAUUUCAAAGCCAAAUGCCAUUAUCUUGUCGGUGAAUGCAGCAAAUACUGAUUUGGCCAAUUCUGAUGGUUUGAAAUUGGCAAGAGAAGUUGAUCCAGAAGGAUCAAGAACUAUUGGUGUGUUGACUAAAGUUGAUCUUAUGGAUCAAGGAACUGAUGUUAUUGAUAUUUUGGCUGGUAGGGUUAUUCCACUUAGAUUUGGAUAUGUGCCGGUGAUUAAUAGAGGUCAAAAGGAUAUAGAAACAAAGAAAACCAUUAGAGAAGCUUUAAGAGAUGAAGCUGCAUUUUUUGAAAACCACCCUUCCUAUAGAGCUAAAGCUCAAUUUUGUGGUACUCCCUAUUUGGCAAAGAAAUUGAAUGGUAUUUUGUUGCAUCAUAUCAAGAGUACUUUGCCCGAUAUUAAAAUGAGAAUUGAACAUUCAUUGAAAAAAUAUCAAUCGGAAUUGCAGUUGUUGGGACCGGAAAUGUCUGAAUCACCUGCAUCUAUUGCUUUGAACAUGAUUACUAAUUUUACCAAAGAUUAUACGGGAAUCUUGGAUGGUGAAGCUAAAGAAUUGAGUUCGGCUGAAUUGACUGGUGGUGCUCGUAUUUCAUUUGUUUUCCAUGAAAUUUUCAAAAAUGGUAUCACUGCUUUGGAUCCAUACGAUCAAAUUAAAGACGCCGACAUAAGAACCAUUUUACACAAUACGUCAGGUUCUGCUCCUUCAUUAUUUGUUGGUACCGCUGCUUUUACUGUUUUGGUCAAACAACAAAUUAAAAGAAUGGAAGAUCCAGCUGUUAGAUGUAUAAAUUUGAUUUUUGAUGAAUUGGUUCGUAUCUUGUCACAAAUCAUUAGUCAACCACAAUAUUCAAGGUACCCAGCUUUGAAGGAACAAUUGUCAAAUCAUUUUAUUCAAUACUUGAGAGAAGCAUUAAUUCCUACAAAUAACUUUGUUACUGAUAUUAUUAAAUCAGAAGAAACUUAUAUCAAUACAGCUCAUCCUGAUUUAUUAACGGGCACUCAAGCAAUGGCUUAUGUUGAAGAGAAAUUCCACCCCAAGCCACAAGUUGCAGUUGACCCAAAGAUAGGAAAACCUUUACCACAACAACAACCAACUGCCAAUCCCAACAUCCCCAAAAAUGAAGAAAAUAGUAACGGAUUCUUUGGUGGUUUCUUUUCAUCAAAAAAUAAAAAAAGAUUACAACAAAUGGAAGCACCACCACCAGUAUUGAGAGCAACUGGUACAAUGACAGAAAGAGAAUCAAUGGAAACCGAAGUGAUUAAAUUGUUGAUUUCAUCGUAUUAUAAUAUUGUCAAGAGAACAGUUGCUGAUAUUGUUCCCAAGGCCAUUGUAUUGAAGUUGAUAAAUAGGUCAAAAGAUGAAAUUCAAAAGGAAUUGUUGGAAAAGAUGUAUAAUAACCCUGAAUUGCCUGAUUUGGUUAAAGAGAAUGAAUUGACGGUACAAAAGAGAAAGGAAUGUAUUAGAAUGGUUGAAGUGUUGAGAAAUGCUAGUGAAAUUGUGUCUAGUGUGUAG